Molecule: messenger RNA, 2844 nt
Organism: Durusdinium trenchii
Lineage: Eukaryota; Dinophyceae; Suessiales; Symbiodiniaceae
Source: the annotation of a GenBank genome assembly
AUGGCGACAGCGUUCGCAUUUUCGGUGCCUUCUCUCUUUCAACAUCCAGUGAGCCCAAGCCUUUCAAAAGGGCAAGCUCCUCCAUCUUCAGCCUCUUCAACUCUGAGCACCUCGGCGGGCUUCCUUGCUUUCCUCGCUGGCUCCACUGGCGCAGUCAGAAGCGUAGAGCGAAGCGCUCGACGUUUGUCUUCUCGGGCGAAGUCGGAGAAGACGGAGAAAAAGAAAAGGGAACCCUUUAGCAACAAAAUCCGCACGGUCUUCGGCCAGAUCUAUUCCAUCUUUGCUUUGCCUUUUGGUGGUGCGGGCAACUUCGCGCGGGUCGACCAGGGCUCCGUGGGAGUGGUCCUGCGCUUUGGGAAGUUUGAUCGCAUGCUGGAGCCGGGCCGACACCAGUUCAACGUGGCGGUGGAACAGGUCCUCGUCGUGCCGUUGAAAAUCGCCUGUAUCGAUGUACAGCCGCAGAUGGUGAUGACCAAGGACAAUCUCACCGUGACCAUCGAUGCGGUCUGCUUCUACCGUGUGCUGGAUGCGACCAAGGUGCUGUUUGAAGUUCAAAACUACAAGCAGGCCUUGACCAACCUGGUCCAGGUGACCAUGCGCACGGUGGUGGGGGAGAAUUCCUUGAGUGAGAUCUUUGCCCAGCGGCCCCGUUUGAAUGCGCGCAUCACCGAGUUGAUUGAUGCAGCCACAGGGCCUUGGGGCAUUGAAGUGAGCCAGGUGGAGCUCAAGGAAGUGCAGAUCCAGCAGUCCAUGCAGCGGGCACUGGCUGCCGUGGCUGAAGCACAACAAGAGGCCGAGGCCAAGUUGAUCCAAGCAAAGGCGCAGCGCGAGUCGGCCUCGAUCCUCGCAGAGGCUUCGAAGGCCAUGGGAGAAGACCCUGCGGCGCUUCAGCUCCAGUGGUUUGAGACGCUGCGGAUCAUUGCCACCCAGGGCAAGAACGCCACGGUCAUUGUGCCCGAUCGGAUCGACCCGGAAAGUGCCUUGCGAGUUUCCAAGGACGGACAUGAUGUGAGCCAAGCAGCUUCCUUCUUGGAGCAUUUGUCCCACUCGUGUCCCUUAAAAGAGUUGGACAUCUCAUUGAACCACAUCGACUACAAAGCGGCCAUGGUCUUGGAGGACUUCUUGUCGCAGAACUCGCGCUUGACGGCUUUGGAUUUGUCGGAGAACCCUUUGGGACCAGUGGGGCUGCGGAGCCUCAUCCGACUGCUGGUGCGAGAGGAGUCGGGCUUGGACCGGCUGCGCUUUGAAGGCUGCGCCAAGGGAGAGCAGCCCUCGGCCAUCGCAGAUUUGCAGUUCAUCAGCACCAGCAAUCCUGGUGGCCGCUACUCGCUGCAACUCGACCGACCGGAUCACCGCUCAGUGUUGAGGAUGCUCUAUAAGACCUGCGAGCGCUUGGGGAUUAGUCCGGCCGAGGCCUUCUCGCAGCUCAGCUACUCCAAAGGCAACUAUUCGCAUCCAGUACGUAAAGAUGGCGUCUACGAAGUUUGCACGGAGGGCAGGCUUCAAACAACCUUCAAGGUAGAGAAGGCCAUUCAUCCAUUGAUGAAGGUGGAAGACGAUGCCUUCGAAGACUUCUUCCAUCAGCGCAAUGGGCUCAUGAGGCUCUAUCCAUCAGAGAGGAAACAAUUGGUGCUCUUCAACGCAUGGAGGAAUGUGGUCAAUGUGGAUCCAGAUCAGGCAGUCUUUCUAAAUGCCUUGGCACGCGAUAUCCACCUGCCCUUUGCCCUAGUGCAACAGAUGUGCACCUCGUGCCACAACUCUGCAGAGGUGGUCUACAGGCUCUUCCCCUCCUUUGCAUCGUACGCUACCCAGAAGUGUCUCCUCUUAAUGAAGAAUGUGCGCUCCAUCACCGAUGUGACUCAAAUCUUGGGCUAUGUCUCCAAGAUGAUGUUCUGCAACAUGGAGAACCCCACGGGUCACUACAGGCUUGAUCUCUCAAAUCCUGCAGACUAUACCACAGCACAGAACCUGGUCUUGCUGGACAGCUGGGAGAUGUCUGUGAAGCGUCGGCAAGGUAAAGUGGAUGUCUCCCAGACCGGCAAUGGCUCACAGGCUUCUCAGACCUCGCUCUACCUGAGCUGCGUGUACGAACGAUGGGCAUUCAAGAGACGCAUGGUGGCCUUGCAGGAAGCGAGGAAGAGGCGCAACGUGUGCGUGAGGGUGCUGAACGGCAGAAGCCGGAGGAGCUUGGAGCAGCAGGCCGUACUCAGCAACCGCUCUCAGCACGAGUCGGUCUUGGAGAGCGGGAUGAACUCGGUGCCCGCGCCCCCAGACGCGGCACCUCAGGCAGCAUCCAUUCCAGCCAUGCCAGCGGUGCCGGUGUCUAUGCCCCAUGUGACUCACGAAGGAGCUGCGGAGCCACUGCUGGCCUAUACAGACAUCCCUCCCUUGACGGAGGCGCAGGAACGGGCGCACGCGCUGUUGGAGGCAUCCGGACGCUUCUUGCCAUUGCCCAGCGAUGUACCCAAGCCCAGGAGGUAUUCGCCCACCACGCAUUACGUGCACAAGGACCCGAAUGGACAACCCUACUAUCCGGUAGAACCUGCGCGCUCGUUCGAUGACCCUGGUGCUUUUGAGCGCUACGACGUGGACACUUUGUUCUUCAUUUUCUACUACCAGCAGGGCACCUAUCAGCAAGACCUCGCGGCCAAAGAGCUCAAAAAGCUCAAUUGGCGAUACCACACCAAAGGCCAGAUGUGGUUCCAGCGCCAUGAGGAACCCCGAAUGAUCACACAAAAAUUUGAACGUGGUACCUAUGUUUGCUUCGAUCAUGAAACAUCGAACCAGCGAUUGAAGCAAGGCUUCAUCUUUGAGUAUGUUUGGUUGGAAUCCGCAGAUGUCUAA